AUGUUAAUACUUCUACUAUCUCUGGUGGCCGUGGCGCGUGCGCAGUACCAUCACUUUGGCGAGCAGCUUCAGACAUCCCACGGCUCCGACUGCGCCCUUCUCUUGGCCGGACCCGGUCGCUCCUCCGUCUACGACUACAAUGUGAAUCUAUUCCGCGGCACUUUAAAUCCGUAUAACAAUGGACCGGGAACUUGCAUCACCUACGAUGCCAUCAACGCCGCCUACUUGGAUGCACGCAAGCGAAUUCAUGUGGCCCAGCCAAAGUCGGACUGGAAGCCAGAGGAACUGGCCACUGUGGGCGAGCUGCUGCUCGACAUUUCCAUCCAAUUGGCCCGCACUUAUGGCUUGUCCUAUGAGGAGAUCGAGAAGGGACUGCCCACCAUUGACACAUCCAAGACCCUGAUCCGUGAGGUUUGUCCACCCUUCUUCGCCGGCGUAGAGUGUCGUCCGGGGAAGUACCGCCGCUUCGAUGGCCUCUGCAACAACAUCGAACACCCCACCUGGGGGGCAGCCAAUGCUCCAUUCCAGCGCCUGAUUGGACCGCUUUAUGCGGAUGGUAUCAACGCACCCAGGAUCUCAGUAACUGGCCGAGAUUUGCCCUUCUCGCGUGUGGUCUCCCGCACCAUGCAUCCCGACGACGGUUACCACGAUCAUGCCGGCACUGUGAUGGUCAUCGCCUGGGGCCAGUUCAUGGAUCACGACUUUACGCUCACAGGAACGCCACUGGAUCCCAUUAACCGCAACGACCCCGAGGAGUGCUGCAAGCGGCCAAUGCAUCUGAAGCAUCCGUACUGCAACGAGAUCCGCGUGCCCGAUGAUGAUUACUUCUACCGUCUGUUUAAUGUCAAGUGCAUCGAUUUCGUGCGCGGCUUCCCCUCACCGCGACCAGGCUGCAAAUUAGGAUCCCGUCAACAGUUCAAUACCUUGACCGGUGUCAUCGAUGCCAAUACAGUUUAUGGAGUGAAGGAGGCCUUUGCUAGAAAACUGCGAACUGGUUACGGCGGCCUGAUGCGUAUGAAUCCCGUGUUCCAGGAGUAUGGCUUGAAGGAUCUACUCCCCCUGAAGCUGGACAUUCCGGACGAGGGAUGCACGCGACCCAACAAGAGCAUGUACUGCUUCGAGGGAGGCGAGAUCCGUGUAAAUGAGCAGCUGGUGCUCACUUGCAUGCACACCCUAAUGGCUCGGGAGCACAAUCGCCUGGCCACCGGCCUGUCCCAGAUUAACAAGCACUGGGACGACGAGACCCUUUUCCAGGAGGCCCGACGAAUCAACAUUGCCAUCGUCCAGCAUGUGACAUACAACGAGUUCCUGCCUAUUCUGCUGGGCAAGGAGGUGAUGGAGAAGUUUGGCUUGGUUCUGCAGAAGGAUGGCUACUGGGAUGGCUAUGACUCGGCAGUGAAUCCCGGCAUCAUUGACUCCUUUGCCGGAGCAGCCUUCCGCUUUGGCCACUCCCUGCUGCCCACAGCGGUGGAGCGGUGGUCCAAGGCCCAUAAGUUCAUUGCCUCAAAGCGACUGUCGGACCUCAUUCGCAGACCCUACGACCUGUACCGCGCCGGAGUCCUGGACGAGUACUUCAUGGGCCUGAUGAACCAGGUGGCCCAGGCCAUGGACGACUCGAUCACGCAGGAGGUGACCAAUCAUCUCUUCAAGAAGGAAGGAGCCCGCUUCGGCAUGGAUCUGGUUUCGUUUAAUAUGCAACGUGGUCGUGAGUUCGGCAUUCCCGGUUAUAUGGAGUUCCGCAAAUUCUGCGGACUGCCCACCUCGAACACCUGGGACGAGAUGUAUGGCUCCAUGCCCAAUGAGACGGUUCUGCGUUAUGGCAGUAUAUUCGAACACCCUGCUGAUAUUGAUCUUUGGUCUGGCGGCGUCUCGGAGAAAUCCCUGCCUGGCUCGAUGCUGGGACCGACCUUUGCCUGUGUCAUUGCCACCCAGAUGAGUUAUCUCCGUCGAGGUGAUCGCUUCUGGUAUGAGCUGCCCAAUCAGCCAUCCUCCUUCACUCCAGAGCAGCUGCAGGAGAUCCGCAAGGCGAAGCUGUCUCGCCUGAUUUGCGACAAUACCGACUUGAUUGAUACUGUGCAGAUCUAUCCCAUGGUCCUGCCGGAUCACGAAAUCAAUCCUCGAGUGCCCUGCAAGAGUGGUAUCAUUCCCUCAAUUGAUCUGACCAAGUGGGCAGACUUUGGCGGCCAUGGCGUAGAUCCCUCACUCUAUAACUACAUCAAUGAGAUACCGGACACGCUGCUGAACUUUAGGAAGUAACUGCCAUUUGUGUUUUCCACGUUUCGUUCAACAAUCUCGAUUCAUUUUUUUUGGCCUCCACCGUCUGUAUCUGUAACUUCCGUCUUGGGACGUCCUGUUCUAUCCUUUUUCACACUGCUUAGUCUCCUUACUAGUCUGUGCCCACCUCCACUCCCCGCCCAUAAAGCACUUCUGUAGCCAGUCAGUAGUUAGUCUUGACACUGCCAUUCUCUCCAGAGCUCUUUCCAGCAUUUCCGUGCAUGACCCAUACAUUCUCUGUAUAUAUUAUUAUUAAAUAGCAGA
This is a messenger RNA of Drosophila serrata, 2538 nucleotides long. It is a transcript of the gene cysu, whose product is annotated as peroxidase homolog. Gene Ontology annotation, biological process: response to oxidative stress. NCBI's taxonomy places the organism in Eukaryota, Metazoa, Arthropoda, Insecta, Diptera, Drosophilidae. The record is from RefSeq and is a predicted model, not a curated record. Gene Ontology annotation, molecular function: heme binding; peroxidase activity.